This is a messenger RNA of Erigeron canadensis, 996 nucleotides long. RefSeq lists its product as uncharacterized. The transcript has a single exon. The coding region runs from base 1 to 996 and encodes 331 amino acids. The record is from RefSeq and is a predicted model, not a curated record. Lineage: Eukaryota; Viridiplantae; Streptophyta; Magnoliopsida; Asterales; Asteraceae.
AUGGAUGGAAAGCAACUUGUCACAAACAUCAUAGCUUUGAGUGUUUUGGUAAUCACCAUGGUUGUGAAUGUUUGCAUUCAGUUACGCACUGGUGUUCUAAAUUCUCACAGUUUCUUUAUAGCAACCAUUGAUGUGAUUAUGUUAUUCUUGAUGCUUAUGAUAUAUGUGAGUUCAGCUUUAACAAUUCUCAAGUCUAAACAAAUACUCGAGUCUAAAUACCAAGCUUGUCAUGAUAAAACUUUGAAUGAGCUAGCUGUGCAACAACCAAGACUUCAAAUGACGGAGAAGCUAACGCAAUAUUUGAACAAGCAUUGGGUUAUGGCAGUAUCUGGCAGCCCCCAAUUCAUGGUAGCACGCUCUGCUACAAGCUCUGCUGCUGGAGUAAUAUGUUGUAUAACUUCAUUUUUAAAUUUGAUGCCUUUGUCAAUAUUGUAUUCGGUGCCGGGCUGUAACUCAGAUUAUAAGUGGUCAACUUUAGUAAUCCUCAUGAUACAAUAUAUAGGGCUACUUAUAGGAUUACUUGCCCCCUUUUGGAGAUGUUAUGCAUUACUAACCUUAAUUUCUAGAAAAUGGAUUUGUAGCCAUAUCAAGGUCUUUAAAGUAGAGAGCUAUUGUACACAGAAGCUAUACGAAUGGAAACGGAGCAAUAUACCCCUUCCUAUCAAAAGUCGGAGAUGCAAAAUUGUCAUUCACACCCUCAAAGUAAUUAUUCUUAGUUUUUGUGUAGGACUUCAGAUGGUAAUUGUGGUAGCAUGCAAGAUGACAUCAUUGAUACCAAUUCUUUUUGUAAGUGGUGUUGUGUAUCGUUGGAAUUUGUUAAAGGGCUUGAUUAGUACCUUAGGUUUUGUGUGGGAAAGAGAGCCUCAAGAAUUACAACAAAGCGAAGAUCUAUGGCAGUAUGUUUUGCAACUGCAAGAUGAUGUGGAGCUUGCUGACGGAACAUUGAAAACCAUUUCAAAUUCUGUGAACCAAUUGAUCCAAAAGGCCCAAACGUAA